UGGCUGAUGGUUUAGCAUUUAGCACCCAAAGACCUAAUUAUAUACCAGCCAGUUUAAACAAUAUUUUUUUGGAAUUUAGCAGAGAUCUUAAUUGUUCGCAACCUCUCAACGGAAAUUUACUUCCCUGGGUCAAAGAAGGAACGCCAGCCCAGCAAAUUGCAAAAAAAUGUCAGAUCAAUGAAAAUCGUAAAGUAGUUGGGGUUCACCCUUCUCCUCGUAGUGCUGAUCGUGGUUUUUUUGGUACACGUCCUUUCUCUAAGACUAAUCAGUUAUUAUCUGAAUCGGGCAAAGAACCAGUUAACUGA
Molecule: messenger RNA, 305 nt
Organism: Racocetra persica
Lineage: Eukaryota; Fungi; Glomeromycota; Glomeromycetes; Diversisporales; Gigasporaceae
Source: the annotation of a GenBank genome assembly